UUAAAAAUACCAUAAGAUUAGUGGAUUUAUUUAUUUAUUAAAAUGGAUAUUAAUACUUAAAAUAAAUAAUAGGAAGUGAAAAUAAUUAGAUAAGAUUUUUUAUCCUUCCCAAUACAAAAUUAUGUUAUCGGAAUUAGUUUAUUAGGGUUAACUUCAUACAAAUUUUAUUAGAAUAUUCCAUUUUUUAUUAAAUGGAGUAAAUAUUAAAACUACUUAAAAGGAAUUAAGAAUAUAACAGCAAAAGAUUUAAAUCCAAACUAAAUUGUUCAUUGCUCAGGUUAGCUAAAACUUGAUGCCACUAAAAUAAUUUAAGAUAAAUUAUUUAGCAUUAAUUCACAAUAAAAUAUGGGAUUAUAUAGAAAGGUAGAAAUAUAUAAAACGAUUGGUAAAUAAUAAAAGGAAGAUUGGUACAAUGUAAAUUAUCUAGAAUAAGAAUAAAUUCCAAUAGAAGUAAAAGAGUUAAAGAGUUAAGUCUUAACAAAUAGCGAUGCUUAUUUAGAUGAUUACAAAUUAUCAAAUAGUUUAUUACAAAUACUAGCUGAAGGAAAUUGUUAGUAAAUUUCAUUAAAUAAGGACAACAUAAUUAAAUACUAUGAAAGCUUAAAAUAGUAAUAAAAUGAGUAAGGUAACUUUUUAGAAAAUGUAUAGCAAAUGAAAAACGAAAGUUUAUUUCUAGCUUAAAAUGAGUCAAAAUUGUCUUAAAUUAAAUAGUUUUAUUAAAAUCACCCAUUCAAAUUAUCAGAAGAAACUAAAAAGGUUGUAGAGGUAUUUGAUAACUCUAUUUAUAUUGUUAAGACUUUGGAAGAAAUUUCUGAAGGAGAUAUAAAAAUAUCUUAUUAUGAUAUUAAUAAGAUUGAAAAUAUUACUGUUUUAGGGCAGAAAUAAGACAAUCUCAUCACAGAUUUUUAAGUGCCAGAAUUGGCUCAAAAUAAUGAAAUUAUUGAAAUAAAAAUGAAUGAUAAUAUUUUCCAAUUUAAAGUUGGAUAAAUUGGUUUUGCUUUUAAAGGUAAUUUAGAUGAGAAAUAAGUUUUAAAAGAAUUUGAAGUCGCUGUUGGAGAGUACACACUUCCAGAAUUUAUUAUUAUGUGCCUAUUAGCAUUCUUAUAUUGUUAUAUUUCUGAUUAAUUUUUUGCAGAUUUUAAGUUUUCAUUAAGUGAGGAAGAAAUGAAAGAAGUAGCUAAGAAAAUGGUACAGAAGGUUAAUGAUACUGAAAUAAAUGUAAAAGAAAAAGAAAAGCAUAAGUUAAUUAUCAAUUUAUCAGCCUUAAUUCUUUCUAUUAUUCAUUUUUAAGCAUAGUAAAAUUUAGUAAAAGGAAUCUAUGUACUACCCUCAACUAUUUUGCUUUUAUCAGGUGCAGCCUAUGUUUCUAUUGAAAUUAAAAAAGUUUUAGAGUUUAGUAAAGUCCUUGAAGAAGAGAUUAAAUAAUAAAAAUAAGAAUUACAGGCAAAGCUAUUAAAUAAUUAAUAAAAUUAACAAUAGUGAAUUAAUAAUAAUAUUUCAUUAAUAUAAUUUUAUUUACAAAUUUUUGUAAUUGUCAUUAGAAAAAUAUUAUUUUAGCUAUAAAAUAAAUUUAAGGUAGAAAAAUUCAGUUUUAGGAAAUAUAUUGAAAAUUUAUGGGAACUAAAAUUCCAGAAAUCCUUAUUAAGUAGGAUUAACAUAAAGAAGAUUUAAUUAAUGAUUGAUC
Messenger RNA from Tetrahymena thermophila SB210, 1684 nucleotides. Its product is annotated as transmembrane protein, putative. The transcript has a single exon. Gene Ontology annotation, biological process: nuclear membrane organization. Lineage: Eukaryota; Ciliophora; Oligohymenophorea; Hymenostomatida; Tetrahymenidae. Gene Ontology annotation, cellular component: nuclear inner membrane. The record is from RefSeq and is a predicted model, not a curated record.